AUGACGAAGGCCAAAUCUCUUGUUCGCAGGCAACAGGAGGCUGCAGCUUUGAAGGAGGUUGUUCUACAGCGUGCUAUGGUCAUCUACGUGGAGGAACUUGCAAAGCCAAACGGAGAUGGCUCGCGUGAGUGCUGCCAGCGCGCAACCGACGAGUUUAUCAGGAGCAUGGGGGUCGAGGUGAAACUCAACCACGCCACUCUCAUCAAUCGCCUUAAGGGAGGUCUAUCCAUCGCCGAGGCUCACACGAAGGCUAAACUCAUCAAGCCGCAUGUGGCGCGGAAGAUCAUUGAGCAUGUCAAGGAGCUGGCUCUCCGCGGAUGGCCAAUCAACUUCCAGCGCCUCCGGGACAUCAUCGACACAUUCCUGCGCUCGACUCUGGGCGACGAAUUCAAAGGUGUCGGUCACAACCACGUUUACCGCUUCGUGGAAGAGCACCACACCGAGCUCAAGGCUUACUGGACUCGCUCUCUCGAGUCGAACCGCGGCCAGGCCGUCAACCCGGCUACCAACAAGGCCUGGUUCGACCUUCUCAUCGAGACCGCGGAGAGGCUCAACAUCGCCCCUGAAUGUACUGCCGGUACCGACGAGGCCGGCUUCAACUCGGCACUCAUCCAACGGGCGAAAGCCAUCGGCGUGACAGGCCGCAAGACACUCUAUCAGCGUAACGACGGGCCGCGCGAGAACAUCACCGUCAUAGCUACUAUCUUUGCAGAUGGUACUUCGCUCGCACCCACUGUCAUCUUCAAAGGCGAUGGGUUUCAAGUUCAGUGGGCGGAGAAUAACUCGAUGAAGGCAACGAUCGGGCACUCACACAAAGGCUGGACCGACGGCGAGAUUGGCGUCGAUUGGAUCAAGGACUUCGACGAGAAGACGCGCGAGAGAGCGGCAGGCCGUCCGCGUCUUCUUCUUGUCGAUGGCCACAAUUCCCACUACACGGAGGCAUUCCUAGCGUAUGCGCGCGCGCACGACAUCCAUGUUCUCUGCUACCCUGCACACACGACCCAUGUCUACCAAGGCCUUGACGUCGUUGUGUUUGCGAAGCUCAAGACUUACUGGAACGAGGCCAAGGUCGCCAUGAAGGUGCGAGUGACAAAAAGAAACUUCAUCGAGUGCCUAGCGGUCGCCUGGGAGCGUGCAAUGACGCCCGCUAACAUCAAGGCCGCGUUUCGCAAGACGGGCGUGUAUCCGCGCGACCCGUCGGUCAUCAAAGACGCCGACCUCGCACCCAGUCGUGCAACUACCACCAAGGCUGCAUUCACCGUCGAACCACCAGAGCCAGUACGCAUUUUGACGAGCUUCUUCCGCGACGUACUUCGUAGACAAGAACUCGCCACCGAACUCCCACAGCAACCAUCCGGAGAGCAACCGACCGACGGCGAUGUCGACAUGGAUUCAUCCGCCGACACCGCCGCCGCUACAGAGAGCGCCCGUCUCAUGAAGGCGCAGCUGUUGCACAGCUCGGUCGGGUGGCUGGUUGACGGCGCACCCAUUUCCUCGGUGCACCAACUGCCGGCCUUCGCUCUUUCGCCACUCCUCGCUUUACCUAUCGAACCCCUCGCACCCUUCACCCCCCAGACGGAGAAUGAGUCCCGUCUACAUGCCGCCCUACUGCAGUGGAUGAGCAUCGCGCACAUACAAGCCGAGGAGAGGGAGAACGAACGCAUUACGCUGGUCCUUCAGUCGGACUACGUCGACCGAGUGCGGAGUCAGCUCAUCGACAAGGAGAACAAGAAGACGUCCACUCGCCAGAAGCUCGUCGGAGACGGAUUGCCGCGCCUUCUAACAGAUGACGCCUUCUUCGCACGUGUUCAGGAGCACGAGAAGCGCAUGGCGGAGGAUGCAGCUGGGAAGGAGAGUCGCAAGCUGGGUGCAGAAGGAUACAAGGCGGCGAAGGUCGAGUGGGAGUAUCAGUCGCGGAAACGGCGCGAGCAGAACGACGCGAUAAAAGCGGAGUAUGCCGGUAAGCUCGCCGAGUGGAAGACCCAAUGCGAGCAGCGCAAGCGGGAUGGAGAUCGCUCUCGCGCUAGCGCGAUUCCGAAACCUUUGAGAGGGCCCUUGGUCGCGGCGAUACCCAAGCCCAAGCUGAAGGAUUUUGCGCCAAAAGCGGGGGAGGACCAGGUAAACGACGAUGUUGACUCAGACGAAGAGAUGGAAGAGGCUGGAGGCGAGGGCGGGGACGACGAUGAGGGUUCAGACGAAGAGUAG
Peniophora sp. CBMAI 1063 is the source of this 2205-nucleotide messenger RNA. The record is from the annotation of a GenBank genome assembly. Lineage: Eukaryota; Fungi; Basidiomycota; Agaricomycetes; Russulales; Peniophoraceae.